Messenger RNA from Penicillium taxi, 2169 nucleotides. RefSeq names its product catalase catA (gene catA). The coding region runs from base 1 to 2169 and encodes 722 amino acids. Lineage: Eukaryota; Fungi; Ascomycota; Eurotiomycetes; Eurotiales; Aspergillaceae. The record is from RefSeq and is a predicted model, not a curated record. The transcript has 3 exons. Gene Ontology annotation, cellular component: cytosol. Gene Ontology annotation, molecular function: catalase activity; heme binding. Gene Ontology annotation, biological process: response to oxidative stress; hydrogen peroxide catabolic process.
AUGGCUACAAAUUCCGAGUCUGAUGGCAAGUUUGCCGAUAUGCAAAAGGAUACUGUCGAAUUCGAUGGCAAGCAGCAUAUGACAACCGACUAUGGCCUCAAGAUAUCAGACCCAGAUCACUGGCUACGAGUGCACAGCGAGUCGAACACCGGACCAACGCUUCUCGAAGACCAAAUUGCUCGCGAGAAGAUUAUGCGUUUCGACCACGAGCGCAUCCCAGAACGCGUCGUGCAUGCACGUGGAACCGGCGCAUUCGGUACAUUCAAACUAUAUGAGAGCGCUGAAGAUGUAACUACAGCCGGUGUCUUGACAGACACGAGCCGUACAACACCUCUUUUCCUGAGAUUUUCUACUGUGCAAGGCAGCAAGGGCAGUGCAGAUACCGUGCGUGAUGUGCGCGGGUUCGCCGUCAAGAUGUAUACAUCUGAGGGGAAUUGGGAUAUCGUUGGGAAUAAUAUCCCAGUUUUCUUUAUCCAGGACGCGAUCAAGUUCCCUGAUUUGAUCCAUUCUGUCAAGCCCGAGCCGCAUAAUGAAGUACCGCAGGGACAGAGCGCGCAUAAUAAUUUUUGGGACUUUGUUUAUAUGCACUCUGAGACGACGCAUAUGAAUUAUUGGCAAAUGUCUGACCGGGCUAUUCCACGCUCGUAUCGAAUGAUGCAGGGCUUUGGAGUAAACACCUAUUCUCUUAUUAAUAGAGAUGGCAAACGCCAUUUUGUCAAGUUCCACUUUACCCCCGAGCUGGGCGUACACUCGCUCGUCUGGGAUGAAGCUCUCAAGAUUUGUGGCCAAGAUCCAGACUUCCACCGAAAAGACCUGAUAUCCGCUAUAGAAGCAGGACAUUUCCCACGCUGGAAGUUCGGCUUGCAGCUGAUUCCAGAAGAGAACAAGGACGACUUCGACUUUGAUAUUCUCGAUGCGACAAAAGUCUGGCCAGAAGAGCUUGUUCCCAUCCGCUACAUCGGCGAGAUGGAACUAAACCGCAAUGUGGACGAGUUCUUCCCACAGACCGAACAAGCCGCCUUCUGUACUAGCCAUAUCGUGCCUGGUAUCGACUUCUCCGAUGACCCGCUGCUGCAGGGCCGGAAUUUCUCGUACUUUGAUACACAGAUCUCGCGUCUCGGUCCGAACUGGGAGGAGUUACCUGUUAAUCGCCCUGUUUGUCCGUAUAUGAACCUGGUCAAUCGAGACGGUGCCAUGAGACAUCGUAUCACCAAGGGUACAAUCAACUACUGGCCGAACCGCUUCGAAGCCAAUCCUCCAGCGUCACCAGCCCAGGGUGGAUUCACCAGUCACCCUGGGAAGCAGAUAGGAAUCAAGUCGCGGGGCCUCUCAGAAAAAUUCAACGAGCACUAUUACCAAGCGCAAACAUUCUACAACUCUCUAUCGCAGAUUGAGAAAAUACACUUAGCAAAGGCAUUCUCCUUCGAGCUGGACCACUGCGACGACCCAAUCGUCUACAAGCGCGUCACUGAGCGCGUUGCAGCAGUUAGCCUAGAGCUCGCAGAGGCAGUGGCCAAGAAUGUCGGGGGUGAAGCCCCAUCUAAAGCGCUGAAGGCUAACAAGGGCCAGAAAGCCAAGGGUCUCAGCCAGUUCGAGUACCAGCCAACGAAACCGACCAUAGCGACUCGUCGCAUCGCUAUUCUCAUUGCCGAUGGCUUCGACUACUCCUCUUACACUACUAUGAAGGAGGUUCUCGAGGCGCAUGGCGCCUUCGUCUUCACGAUCGGUGCUUUGAGAUCGGGAGUUGUGUCUGAAGAUGGGCAGAAGGUUAUUCCUGAUAACUUUUUUAACGGAAUGAGAUCGACUCUCUUCGAUGCAGUGUUUGUGCCUGGAGGAAAACACGUGUCAGCGCUGGCGAAGAACGGUGUUGCCAAGUUCUGGAUUACAGAGUCGUUUGCGCACCUUAAGGCUAUUGCUGGUGUUAACGAGGCUGUUCCGUUCAUUGAGAGACAGAUCGGGCUUGAGGAGGUCAAGCUUGCUGAUGCUGAUUCUACUGUUACUGAGUCUUACGGCGUUGUUACUGGGCAUGGUGAUACGGCCUCAAUACUCAAGGUUGCCGAUAUUGGGCCGGAUUCUAAGACUCUUGCUGAGCAGUUUAUCUGGCAUGUCUCGUGUCAUCGAAACUGGCAGCGCGAGCUGGAUGGACUGGCUGAUCAGAUUGCGGCGUAG